AUGAAUAACGCUACACAUUUUGAACAUCCGAGUGAUCUGGUGUCAUUUCCAAACAGCACCUAUCGUGGAUCCAAGGUGUGUUUAUAGCUGCAAUGAUUAGGAUAACAGAGGUCUUCUUUCGACCAAUCCUCAUGUCUUUGUGACAAUUCAUUUUUUUACUGGUUUAUUCACAUCUUUUUAAUUUUGACUGUAAAUAUAUAAAAACAAUAUAUGUGAACUGCGGUUAAAGAAAAAAAUUUGAAAGCGAUCUUCGCUUUAAUGAACACUACUUAAACUGUAGUGAAAAUCAGGCGUGAAAAAAAUUCAGGCUUUUACGGAAUUUGAACCCAUGACCUUCGCGAUAUCGGUACAGCGCUCUACCAACUGAGCUCACAAGCCAACUGGGAGCUGGUCCGGAGUUCAUAUAUAUGAUUUUCAUAUAUUUACAGUCAUUUAUUAUUCCCCUCACGGGUUUAUUUGAAACCAACAUAAUGACCAGCUCCCAGUUGGCAUACACGGCUGUUAGGUGAAGUGCUUUCAAUUAACAUUGUUUGCAAUUAACGCGAUUGGUUCUGAGACGUAGCUUACAAAAUAACGCUUAUCGUUAUCUCACCGAAGUUUCGAUAUUUGCCGAACGUCAAAGAUACAAUUAUAAGCAUGAGUCAAUUUGAACCUUGAUUGAAUUCGAUUGCCCUUUGAAUAUGGAGAGUAUGGUAUUAGUAAACGCAGUUUGAGCGCCGGAUGAAAAAAACACAAGUUUUGGGCUGCUGUAAUUUUAAUUGCUAAUCUACGAAUUUAUUUCAAUUAUUUGCCUUUCCUUCAUUAGCUUUUAAUCACUUGUGACCGAUUUAUUCACAAAAUACAUGUACAUUUUAUUUAUUUUAUUGUAAAAAAAAGCAUGCAAUAUUAAAGUUUCCUGGAAGUAUUGCCAACACUUGAUGAUCAUUUUAAACCGCUCUAGUUGUUUCAUUUAUCCACCCUCAGAAUGGCUAUGUCAAUGUACCUCCUUACCCUCCCUUCCCGCCUUGUAAUUGCGUAGAUAAGCCUUGACUUGUCCUUUUUUACUUCUUUGUAAAGAACGCUUGCAUAAAGAAGCCAUGCCCGAGUAAUGCGAUCUGCCAGGCCGGUUUUUCCAGUGAGGGGUAUAGAUGUGUCUGCGUACCGGGUUACACGGGUGAAGAUUGCACAGAAGGUGAGGCAGAUAUACGUGUUCAAUAUCUAAGUAUUAGCAGUCACUUAACGAUAAGGAAAGUCGGUGACCGUUGUUUUGAAUAAAUUCUUUAGUACUCUCCUCGUGCCCUUUUUUUUUAUUUUUUCUUUGAGGAUGAAGAAAGAGCAGCGGUGAACUAUGAGAGAAAACUAGGGAAGGAAGUAUUGGGGGAAGUAGGAGAGGAGGCGGGGGGGAGGGGGGUAGGUAACGAUAGGUCGAAAGGCGUUUAUCUAGAGGAGGAUAUCCUCAUUGCCGCUUCUAGCAAUGGAGAACGCGAUGAACCCUAUCUGCAAUGCAACCCUGUCAGUAGGUCGAUGUGUUUACCGUUCCUGACGGUGCGACUUCUUUCAUUAAGCUCAAAAUAAAAAGUGAUUCUUAGUUGCUAAGAGGACGUUAAAGUUGGUGAUUUCACGAUUUUGUGGCAUGUAUGAGGUGCCUAAGAAAGGUACAAAUUUUUAUAACGCACGUGCUGCACAGUUGCUUUGCUCAUUAGAUCUCUUGUUUCGCUACGUUUUCUUUACUAUCAUCGUCAAGGUUUUCUUUAAGUCCUUAAUAAAUUAAAGAUAUGCAGAUCCUAACUCAUUGUGUCUGUGCUUUACUUAGAAGUCUGUGGUCUCGAAAUCUCUGUAAUUGAAUUUCUACAUGAUCCUUAAGACGUUGAUGAGUGUAACCAAAUAAGAAGUACAUUAUCCAUCAGUCAUUCUACAUGCAGGCCGCGCCUCAUUCCUGCUGCAACACAAGCAGGGCUAUGAGCCCUAUUAUUCAGCUUUUACAUGCUAGUGCAUACGGCACUUGAUUUAUGGUUUAAAUGACUGUUAGAAAUAAAGGAAAAACGUUCAGAAGCUCAUGUAAUCUUUUGAUGUCACCCAUUCCUCCAGACCUCUUAGAAAUGUCUUUGUGUUACUUUCAGAUUUCGACGAGUGUAAUUUGGUGGAUAAUAAUUGCUUUAAGGGUGGUGCCAAUUGUACAAACACUGUAGGGUCAUUCAAAUGCACCUGCCAGACUCGAUAUUUCUGAAAUGGCAUGAAAUGCGAAGAUUUGUAUACUGUAAUAUUGUUUAGGCUUAUGUGAACAUCGUUUCAAGGAGUCUUUCUUACUAUUUUUCAGUCUGUUUCUCCCUCUCCCUCUCUCUCUUCCUUUUUUUCCCUUUUUCUCUCCCUCUCCUCUUACUCCAAUGCUCUCUCUCUGUCAUAUUCCCUAUCAUUAGACUGUCUGUGUGUCUGUCUUCUGUCUGUCUGAUUAUCUGCACGUUCAUUCUGUUUGUCUGUUUGUUUUCCAACUGCUUGUAAUUCUUUAUUAACAUUAAAACGUAAAAAUCGGAAUUCAGUUUCAUUUUCGUUCUGUGAUGAGAACAGCAACGGAAAUAACUGACGAGGACAUGUUUCCCGACAAAAAGAUUAAUUUUCUGCAAUCUGAACCUUAAUUUGAUCGGCGAUAUUUGUUACUCCUGAGCUGCUUCUAGCACUAAUAUUAGCAAAAACUAAAAAUAUUCUUGUGCGCCAUUCGGAAAGAAGCGAAAAUCACAGGGUAUGAAAUUUGCCGGUAAUAGGCGCUCUUCGAACAGCGUACUUUCCCUUCUUGGUAAGGAAAUGUAAUUGGAAAGUUGGUGGAAAUAAUUUCCUAUUAUUUGCCUGCUGUUUUCUAAAAAGGUGCAUGGUAUACCUGUAAAGCAUUAAGAAUCUUGAACUUCAAUAAAUUCUUGAAAGUUCUAAAUUGUUUCUGACGGUGCGACAUCUUGAGUUCAAAGUAAAACGUGAUUACAUUGCUGCGGAGGUAUCCUCGCUAGGAGGACGUGAAAGUUAGUUAUUUCACGUUUUUUUUUCUUGUAUGGAACAGCUAAGAAAAGUACAAGUUUUAUAACGCACUUGCUACAUUAUUUUUUUUCUCGUUAGCUCUUUUGUUUCGCUACGUCUACGGUCUACGUUCUGAAAAUCCCCUAGUAAAAAUAAAAUAUGCGGACCCUUACUCUUUGUAAGAUAUGAAUUAUUAGUUGUCUGUGCAUGGUAGAAAAUCGAAACCUUGGUAAUUGAAUUACUUCAAAAUUUUUUCUUUAAGACGUUGAUGAGUGCAGUCUGGGAGAACGCAAAUGUGAUUCAAAUGCUGAGUGUAGAAAUAACAUUGGAUCCUACAGCUGCAAAUGUAAAGAGGGAUUUUCAGGAGAUGGCCAAAGGUGCUCAGGUGGGCGUUGACUAUUAUCCACCAGUAAUUCUACUCAAAAGCCCCACCGUAGUCCUGUCGUAACGCAAAAAAAGGUCUAUAUAUGAGUCCUUUUCUUGAACUUCUGCAUGCUUGUUCAUGUGCCAUUCAUUUUAUAGUUUGAAUGACGGGUAGAGCCUAAAUUAUAAACAGCAACGAAAUUAGAUAUUUGAAAAUAAAAAAUGUUUAGAAGCUCAUGUAAUCUUUUAGUGUUAUCCAUUCCACCAGAUCUCUUAUCGAUGUCUUGCUGUUAUUUUCAGAUAUUGACGAGUGUGCUUUGGUUAAUAAUAAUUGUACCAAGACUGGCGCCGAUUGCACAAACACUUUGGGGUCAUUCAACUGCACCUGUCAAACUCAAUAUUUCUGGAAUGGAAUUGAAUGUAAAGGUUUGUUUUCUGUACCUCUAUUUGAUACAUUUUUUUAUACCAAUUAGAAGUAGCCGUCUUUCUGGUUGUCUGUCUGGUUGUCUGAGCCUUCAUUUUUUCGUCUUUUGUGUGUCCAUAUGUUCGUCACUCUGCAUUUGCUUUGAAACGUUGGAAUAGGCCACUUCCGAGUUCUCGGACAUCAGUGAUCUGGUGCCGAAAUUACGGCGUGAGAACGAGGCUAAGAGCGAAGUCGCCCUCAUCGGUAUACAGAAUAAAGAGCCCUACUAGUGAGCGAAAAUUUCCCGAAAUUCGGUGUUGCAGAAAAUUAUUUGUGGGAGAGGAUUUAGCUUAGUGAUAGUGAUGGCGGCAAAGUAAGAAAAAAAAGGCCGAACUGUUCAAUUUAAGCAAAAAAAAAACAAAUCAAACAAGCCGCUUCUUCCGAACACCUCGCAAUAAACGAGAGACACUUUAAAAUGCACAACUUACUUCCACUUUUGAUAAUUUUUCAGGCCAACUUUAUUUGACCUGACUGAUGAUUUCCCCGAAUUGCCCUCGUUUAAACGCCCUAAUCUAUAUAUGGGUCAUCGCUAAAAUUCAUUUUCGAUUCCGGUGUGCCUUUAAUACAAGGGUGGCGGGAUUCUAGCUCGUUGUAAUAAAUAAUUUAGCGGACUGGCACUCGCCCUAUAGCGAGUCUAUUUUUUGAAGAAAGAAGGUAAUUGCAAAGUCCAUGCCGAGCUGGUUCAAAAAUUUCCGUAUGUUUUUACACAACAUCGUCGCUGUUAUGCGUCAAGUGCCUGUUUAUAUCCUGACGAUGAAUAAUGAUGCAAUCAAAGUCAAAUUAAAAUCGUGUGAUUAUCAUUUCCUUUUUUAAUUGCAAUUAACUUUCCAGCCGACGGUUGUUAUAACUACUCAAUUCUGAACGACAGUGACAGAAAGAAUACUUACAUUACACCCAUCAAGGGUGAAGUUUUGUGUGACAACUUCCUACCUGAUGGGUGGUAUCGUUUUGUGGGAGCUGCAGGGACAAAAAUGCCAACAACGCGUGUGCCAGCAUUCAGAUGUGGUACAGUCUGGUCAGGUUGGUUGGAUGGUGCUCAUCCUACGGUGGAAGAUAGUGAAGUUCGCAUGUAUGUCUGCGGUAGCGAUCGUUCCGCCGGUUGCAAAUAUAGAGUACAAAUUUCAGUAAAAAAUUGUGGAUCCUACUUCAUCUACAAACUGUUUAAAGCACCAAGUUGUUAUAUGCGCUACUGUGGGACUGAUUAA
Molecule: messenger RNA, 5013 nt
Organism: Pocillopora meandrina
Lineage: Eukaryota; Metazoa; Cnidaria; Anthozoa; Scleractinia; Pocilloporidae
Source: the annotation of a GenBank genome assembly